This is a messenger RNA of Beta vulgaris subsp. vulgaris (sugar beet), 1585 nucleotides long. Its product is annotated as presenilin-like protein At2g29900. Gene Ontology annotation, molecular function: aspartic endopeptidase activity, intramembrane cleaving. Gene Ontology annotation, biological process: protein processing. NCBI's taxonomy places the organism in Eukaryota, Viridiplantae, Streptophyta, Magnoliopsida, Caryophyllales, Amaranthaceae. The coding region runs from base 194 to 1441 and encodes 415 amino acids. The transcript has a single exon. The record is from RefSeq and is a predicted model, not a curated record. Gene Ontology annotation, cellular component: nucleus; membrane.
UUGGGAGUUUGGUGUUUUGGACACGAUUGACAUGCUAAUAUUGGAUCUAGUUCACACCCAAACACAUUACCCUUGUUUCUGGGACUGAAAGGUCAAUUUUAUCCCAGAAAGCAAAACAACCCUAAAUCAAAUCUUACCGUUACCCUUCUCAUCAAUCUGCAAGAUUGAAUCACCUUCAAACAAACCCCAAAAAAUGGACAGAAACGAAAGACCCUCAAGCAUAAUUGAUACAUUAGGUGAAGAACUAGUCAGAAUCAUAACCCCAGUUUCAAUUUGCAUGUUCUUGGUAGUUAUUCUAGUUUCAAUCCUCAACUCUGAUUCUUCAUCUUCAUCUUCAUCUUUAGAAUCAAUCACUACCAUAGCCAAUUUAGCUUAUGAUGAGAGCAAUUCAGAUUCAAUUUGGGACAAAUUUGAAGGUGCCCUUUUGAAUUCUCUUGUUUUUGUGGUAAUUGUAACUAUUAUUACCUUCUUUUUGGUGUUUUUAUUCUAUAUUAGAUGCACCAAAUUCUUGAAAUAUUAUAUGGGUUUUUCUGCUUUUAUGGUGUUGGGGUUUAUGGGUGCUCAAAUUGCUAUUUUGUUGAUUGCGAAAUUGAAUUUGCCAAUUGAUCCUAUCACAUUUGUUGUGAUUAUGUUCAAUUUUGCUAUUGUGGGAGUUUUGGCUGUAUUUUUGUCAAAGAUGGCAAUUCUAGUUACUCAGGCUUAUUUGGUUGUUAUUGGAGUGCUGGUUGCUUAUUGGUUUACUAUGUUACCUGAGUGGACUACUUGGGUGCUUUUGGUUGCCAUGUCACUCUAUGAUUUAGCUGCUGUGUUGUUGCCUAUUGGCCCGCUUCGGCUUUUGGUGGAGCUUGCAGUGUCUAGGGACGAAGAUAUACCGGCCUUAGUCUAUGAAGCUCGGCCUGUUAAUGUCAAUGAGUCUGAUGGUGUUGGUCAGAGGAGGCUGUGGAGAGAGAGGAGUAAUGAUCAGCAAGAACAUACAAAUAUUGGGGUAUCAACUGUUGCAAGUGGUUCUGUUGAGAGAGAUUUAGUGAGUACUGAAGAGGGACGGGUGCCAAAUAAUGAUCAGGAUACUUCUGUGCCAUUGCUUGAUCACAUAAUGAAUGCCGAAGGGCAUGUACACCAAGGAGUAGUUUCAGAUGAUGGCAUGGCCUUUGAAGGGAUUGGUUUGGGAUCUUCUGGUGCAAUUAAGCUAGGACUUGGGGAUUUUAUCUUUUACAGUGUCUUGGUUGGUAGGGCAGCAAUGUAUGAUUAUAUGACGGUGUAUGCUUGUUAUUUGGCUAUAAUAGCCGGUCUUGGAAUCACGUUGAUGCUACUGGCUGUUUAUCAGAAAGCUUUGCCUGCUUUGCCUGUGUCUGUCAUGCUUGGGGUAUUGUUUUAUGUUUUGACUCGGGUUUUGCUUGAAGAAUUUGUAAUGCAGUGCUCCAGUAAUCUUGUUAUGUUCUAGUGUUGUAUAUUUAUUUGUAGUAAAGUCUCAUCUCCGAAGCUGUCACUCGACACUCGUGUUUAAAAGUUGGGUGCAAUUAGCUUGCUUGCAAAAUUGUUCUUUUUCACUCUCAAUAUAUUGGUUGACAGUUGCGCUUGAAGAUUA